Molecule: messenger RNA, 1218 nt
Organism: Trichoplax adhaerens
Lineage: Eukaryota; Metazoa; Placozoa; Uniplacotomia; Trichoplacea; Trichoplacidae
Exons: 1
Coding region: 1-1218 (405 amino acids)
Biological process (GO): proteolysis
Molecular function (GO): zinc ion binding; metallocarboxypeptidase activity
Source: RefSeq, a predicted model, not a curated record
AUGUGGAAAGUAUUUCAAAUUUGCUUCUUACUUAUAACUGCGGCUUACUCUGCGUCAGUUGCCAGUUCCAGUUCUAAUGAUUUCGUUCAUCAUAAUUACGACGCCAUGAUUGCCUUUAUGGAGAAAGUUCGUAGUGAUUACCCUCAUAUUACCAGGAUGUAUAGUAUUGGAAAAUCAGUUCAAGGCAGAUCGUUAAUGGUUCUCGAAAUUUCUGAUAAUCCAGGAAUUCAUGAAGUUGGCGAACCAGAGGUAAAAUACGUAGGUAAUAUGCAUGGUAAUGAGGUUAUUGGUCGGGAAUUGAUCUUGCAUCUUAGCCGUUACCUAUGUAAAAAUUAUGAAAAAGAUGCUGAAAUCCGUCGAUUCAUCGAUAAUACUAGAAUUCAUUUAUUACCUUCAAUGAAUCCUGAUGGUUAUGAACGAGCUAUUGAAGGCGAUGCCCAAGGAGUACGAGGACGUCGUAAUGCUAAUAAUAUCGACUUAAAUCGUAACUUUCCUGAUUUUGUCUAUCGUUACGGUAGAACUGCAGAAGAAAGCUCUAAAAAUGCAGAACCAGAAACACGAGCGUUGAUGAAUUGGAUUGUCCGUUCCCCAUUUGUUAUUUCUGCAAAUCUUCACGGUGGAAGUUUAGUUGCCAAUUACCCAUAUGAUACUAAUCCUGGAUCAGUUAGACGUUAUUCUGCAACAAACGACGAUGAUGUAUUCCGUUUUAUAUCUAAAUCUUAUUCUCUUACACAUCGCAGAAUGGCUAAAAGUGGACCAGCAUGUCCACAUCAACGUGAUGGGGAAAGUUUCAAAGAUGGCAUUACAAAUGGCGCUAAUUGGUAUCCGGUCAAUGGCGGCAUGCAAGAUUUCAAUUAUAAACGUUCAAACUGUUUUGAAAUCACAUUAGAAUUAAGCUGUGUCAAAUAUCCUCUAGCUAAAGAGAUAAGAAGCUUUUGGGAAGACAACAAAUAUGCGAUGCUUAAUUUUUUGAAGCAAGCUCAUCGCGGUGUUAAAGGUGUUGUGAGAGAUGAAAAGGGAUCAGGUAUACCUAAUGCUAGAAUUAUGAUCGAAGAUCGUAAAACCGUUACAACCGCCAAAGAUGGCGAUUUCUGGCGAAUCCUAUUACCUGGAACAUAUACUAUUCGAGUUGAAGCCGAAGGAUACGAACCUGUUGAGAAAACAGUUACUGUGACUAAUGAAAAGCCAAGUGAAAUAUCUGUUACCCUCCGACGCUAA